CUCUGCCGUCACGGUAGUAAACUCACACAACGCGCCUUAGCUGCGCUCGAUCGCGGCCGCCGCGGGAGCGCCGUAUCUAGCCCUCGCCGCGCGAAGCGACUCGAGCAGAUCCUCCGGGGACCGCGCCAGGGCGACGAGGUCGAUCUGCCCCGAAGGUAUUCUUUCCGAAUCGUUCCGGGCCGUCACUUUCGCCGUGUGGUCGCUCGAGAUUCGCACGCGGUAGAGGCCGGGCGUCGUCGGGUGCCGGCAGACCCAGAAACAGCAAGGAACAUAGCACCCGAAGCCAAGCGCGUAGGAGAGCGGAUCGGGGUGCGCCGGCGGCGCGGCGCAGUAGAAAUCUUUGUCCUCGGCGUAGCUUCGGACUUCUAUGUUGUCGACGUCGAAUCCGUCCCAGGCGAUGGCGUUGACGUCGCGCUCGUGGUGCCUCAAUUCUCCGAGGCGGAUGACGUGGCCGUCGGGCCGCAUGUUCCGACGGCCGACUACUCCGUUCUCCGUCACGACGAGCGCGUGGGCGGCCCACGGCGGCCAGUCCAUAUCCUCGUGGGGCGCGCAGAGCGCGUUGCAGAGGGCGCAGGGGCAGAAUAUAGGGAAACACACCGUCCACGGACACACCGUCGGCGUCAGGUCCACGCACGGGGACCUCGCGGCGGCGAGCGUGCCCGGGCCGCCGACGCAGAGGUGCACCCGCCUCUUCGCAUCAUUCGCAGCGUCGAAGAGGUUGCGGUCGAGGCCAAAGACCUCGACGACGGCGUCCGUCGGCGCGAGCGGCGUCGUCGCGAGGUCGAGGCUGCCCGAAUACGGGUCGACCUUCGGCGCGCGGACGUAUGCGACGCCCUGGGGCAGCGCGACCAGCGCGGGGUGGCCGGCCGCCGCGGCGUCGGCGUCGCGGACGACGGGUAUGAUCGCGUGGAGGUCCAUGCGCGCGGGUGCACUAGUGAGAGCUUAUGUCCAUGCUGACAAGAUUGUUGGGCAGCCCCGCCGUGUCUCUGGCUGCACUGGUUUGUUGGGCAGCCCCGUCGUGUCUCUGGCUGCACCGGAGAAGAAUAUGAUGUGUGACACGCGACGAAGCGACCAGUGCGUGGCUGAAUCUGCGUGUGUGCUUAGGACUUAGCAUAUAAGACAGCGAACAGAGCGUGUGGGUACGGACGCGCGUGUGCUCCAGGCUCAGGCUCUCUCUCAGCCCCGG
This is a messenger RNA of Pelagomonas calceolata, 1186 nucleotides long. The record is from the annotation of a GenBank genome assembly. Lineage: Eukaryota; Pelagophyceae; Pelagomonadales; Pelagomonadaceae.